This is a messenger RNA of Leptopilina boulardi, 3531 nucleotides long. RefSeq lists its product as uncharacterized. Bases 1413 to 2921 code for a protein of 502 amino acids. NCBI's taxonomy places the organism in Eukaryota, Metazoa, Arthropoda, Insecta, Hymenoptera, Figitidae. The record is from RefSeq and is a predicted model, not a curated record. The transcript is spliced from 6 exons.
AGAUCGCUCAGGUGACGGUAACGUCCCGGGACGUUAACCCUAGUGUAGGUCAUUUUGCACCUGGGCGGUAUUAGUUUCGUUUAGAAUAUAAAUGUAGGUAGAAAAUUCGGGAAAAAUAGGCAUUUAUGUUCGUUUUAAAUAUAGCAACAGGUAGGGAAAUCGGGUGAAAAAUGUAAGUAAAAACAAGUAACUGGAGUACCAGUGAAAAUGUAUUUUAUCUUUUAUUUUUUUUGUCACUAUGUUGUCUUACAUUUUAAUGUUUUGUGAAUGUCUGUAAGUGUUGUGUGAUUGUUUUUUAAAUGUUUUGUGAAUGUUUUGUUUAAUUAAUAAUUUUUUUCAGUUGCAUCAUCGUGGUGAGAAAUAAUAUAUCUUUUUUAUAUUAAUAAUCAUUUAUUUUUUCAGGAAUAUGUAAUUUAGUAUAUUCUUAAUCUAGAAAUAAGUAUUUAUUAUACUGUAUUUAUCGUAUAUUGUUAAUUAUAGAAAUGUAUAAAAGCAUGAAAAAAUAGAAUAACGAAUAUUAACAGCAUUUUCUCUCUGUUACAGAAAAGUCGCAUAUUUUUAAAACCGUUCCGAAAUACGAAAAAUAUUUUUAUAAAAAACAUUUUUUUUUUUUUUGCAAUUAAUUAUAUCGGGAGUGUCCGUGAUCGUGUGUUUUUAAACCGUUCGAGUUCGCAAAAUAUUUCUAUAAAAAGUAUAAAUACUUUUAUUUUUCAAAAUUUAUGCCCCAUUAUUUUUUCAAUCAAUUUUGUCGGGAGUGUCCGUGGACGCGAGUUUUUAAACCGUUCGAGUUCGCAAAAUAUUUUUAUAAAAAGAGUAAAAAAUUUUUUUUUUAAUUUUUCAAAAUGUAUCCCUUCAAUUUUCUCGGAAGUGUUCGACUCCUUUGUCUAAAUUCGUGCAAUCAAUCAUUAUAAUGCAAUUUUAAUUCUUUUACUGAAAAUUAUUUAUAAAAUAACGACGGGAGUGUUUUUUUUCGGUAAUUAAUCAUUGUUCUUGAGCCGCCACUCCAGAAUGGAGGUCGUUUACAAACGAAUGCAGUUCUCAUCUGAAGGUCAGGAGGAUGCAGAGUAAAAGUGGCCCCCAGCAUAUAGUAGUUCUUUGAUGCAGACGAGGAUGCAGAAAAAGGAGGGAUUUCCGAGGGCUGCGUUCCAAAAGAGGCAAUGCAACCAUCGUUUCGUCGAGGGAAUCCGCAAUCGUUCUGCUGACAAACAAAUUGGAUCAAAUGAACUUGGGGGAAAAAUGUCAACAAUAAUAAAAAUUAAAUGACAAUGGGCUUUGGAUUUUUUGAAUUGUCACGUUAAGAUAGUAUGCCGCUUUGGCUGCUUGCUCUUGACGAACCAGCAUCAGAUCCAUGCGGUAGCAUCAAUUAAGGAACACGUUCCAUCGGGAUAAAAUCCGUUGGAUCGUAUUAGGGGAUGCUCGCACGUGGUAAGGCCUCAUCUAGAGCCGCAUUGGCUUCGACCUUGGCAGUUUCCACGGACGAACAACCCACUGUAGAAGGAGGUUUUACACAGUCCUUGUACCAAAAUACCAACAGGUUUAAUCCUAAUGGUGACUUUCCUGCAUCAGGAAUUAAUAAUCGCGAAGUAGAAUGGAUAGAACCAGAUUCCUUAGACGUUGAAGUAUCCGGAUUGGUUAACGCCAUAGCGUCAUCACAGAAUUCAAAAAAAUGUUAUCGAACAUCAACGAGUUCAGGAUAUUCGAGUCAUUCACCACCACUUUCAGCAACAUCCUAUACGUGCUGUGUUUCUGUUAUACCUCAACAACAAGGUGCAGUUGCUGCCUCAACCACUAAUCCUUUCAAGGAACAAGGACCAGGUUUAGCUGUGAUUCACGAGGGAAAAACAAUUCCAAGUCCAAUUUGGCCUUCUUUAGAUGAUAAUUCAAAAAAUAUUCAUUAUGGUGCCUGCGUAGAGCGUAACGGUGAAAUGAAAGGUGCGAUUCCUUGUUGCUGUUAUGGCUAUGCAUUUCCGCACCCUUAUUGCCAGUGGGAUCGUGAACAAACUUCCGGAACUGUAGCACGCGAAGUACUAAUGGAGUUAUCUCGAACAUUGAACUCUGUCUUGGAAGGUGAUACUGGAAUGACACCGGCAGAAGUUUUACGAGAUAUUUCUCGUACUAUUAAUCAGAGCAUUGAUUUGGAUAAAAAAACAUCUCUCGAGGAUUAUAUUUAUCGUAAUUCAUCAUCGUCAAGUGGCGUUAAAGAUUCAUUUCCCACUGAGAUGAAUCCUAUUAAUUCACGGGUUUAUAGUAAAAAUGAAAAUUAUCUUGGUAUGCAAAAUUCAUCGUGGAUGCAUUGUCAUUGUGAAAAAAAUUUUGUUAGUCAGGAUCUUCUUGCAACUCCUUUUGUAGAUCAAAAUAAUUCUCUUAUUGAUGGUAGUAGUGGUAGUGGUGAUAAAAAACGAAAAGACGCUAAUCCUGAAAUUCUUCUUGUUCCCGAAAAUCGAGGAUUUUUUUCAAAAAAUAUUCACUCUUAUAGUAAGAAAAAUUUUCAUAAAAAUUGUUCCUGUCAUGGAUUUAAUAAUUCGAAUGGUGUGACAAAAGCAAAAGAACCUGGGAAAGAUUCUUCGCAAUUGAAUACUGAUAGGGAUAAGUUUGAUUUAAAAAAGGAGUAUCCACAUGUGAGCCAUGGUUAUUCAAUGCAGUUAAAUUAUGGUGAGGAGGGAACGUCAAGCGAGGGAAAUAGUCGUUUGUCAUCAAAGGAUAGUUGGUGUCGAGAGUCUGGGAUAUUUGAAAAAAGUUUGAAUUUCACUUUAGAUGGAUCGAGAGCUGAAAGAUUACGUCGAACAAUUGAGGAAGCGAAACGAAGACGUCAAUGGUGUCGCGUAAUAAUUACACUCUUUGGAAUCAUCUUUUUUAUAUUAAGUGUCGUAAUUGUAUCUUUAUCAGUCACAAAAGGCCGGAAAGUAUUUGGCAGUAUGUGAAUUGAUUCAAAACAAUUUUGUGCAAUCAAAUAUUAAUAAUCAUUAUUAUAAUUAUUAUUAUAAAUGCGAAAUUAAUUAACUAAUUUUUAAAUAACAUCAUCUUCACUGUUAAGGCAUGUGAAGCAAGUAUUAUAUACGUAUACAUAUAGAAUUAACCAGGAUGUGAUAACAUUAUUUCGAACGUCUGGCAUUGUUUCUAAAAAUAUUUUUACAAUGAAAAUAAGUGAUUAAUUAAUUUUAAAGAUAGUAUUUUAUAAUUUGGGGCAAGUGUGUGUAUGAAAAAGUAAACUUUUUCAUGAAGAAAAAUUCUUUUUAGUAAAAAAUAACAGAAAAUUUAAAUAUUUUAGAUUGUAGAGAAAAUUUUAUUUUGAUGAAUUUUUAUCUCAAAUUUUUUAUAGAAUUUUCUUUACUAUUCUUGUGUAAAAAAUUUCUCUAUUGAAGCUUUUUACCCUAAAUUGUAAAAUACAUAAGUACUUUAGUACUAAUAUGAAUAUUUUUAGUAAAAUUUAAUAAUUACGAUAAUAUAAUUUAUAUGCAAUAUAAAAUUUUGUAUAUAUAUUUCAGUGAUAUAGAAGGUACAAUAUAGUUAUAGUCAUUUUCGAAGAAUUUC